AUGCCAGAUAAAGAGAGCGCAGACGGUCAGACAGUUUCCAGUCGCGGUGAAUGGAGUAUACUGUCCAACAGCCUUUUUUUUCGUAAACCCGAUUUUUAGGCUUUGCCUUCAACAAGGUUCACAAGAUCAAAAAGAAAAUCUAUAAAAUGAGAAUUUUCAAGACUCCUAGAAAUAUUCAGUUGAGAAUCACCAUUUUUUUUUAUAACCAGACAGGGUAAUAUACUAUUCCCUUCUAACUAAUCCAGUCUUCCCAAAGAUGACUAAUAACCUCUUGGGAAAAAAAAGAGACGAUUUCUCAAACGAUCUAAUUUGAGGCAGAUGUUCGUGGCGUUUGCCACGCCACGAGCCACCCGUGUACUAUUUUUAAAGCUUGUUUUUUUUCCCGGGGCUCUUUAAAUAUUUAAUGUGCUGUGUUGUGUUGUUGUUUCAGAAGCUUGUUCAUACGUUCGCGUAAUUUUUCUCGGUUAUGAAAAAUCCAAAAUUUUAAAAAGUUGACAAAAAAAGCACGAACCUCCCUACCCCCCUUGGAAGUGCUCUUCCUGAACUUUUCAGUUCUAGCUUUUCUUGUUUGGAAUCUUGUGCAAUCGACUUUCAUUGAGUUAACUGUGUUUAAACGGCGGCAGGAGCUGUGGGUUAGGCAGAGAAGUUGUGAAUCUCGCUCGUAGAACAUCAGGUACAAGAGAGGUCGUAGGAAGAAGUACGGUGCCGGCUUUCCAAAGGCCGAUGGCAGAGAAUGAGUCUUUUCGCUGCAUGCAGCUCCCAAUUUCAUCUACCCCGGAGGGAUGAAAGGUUUGGUCGACCUCGGGGGGACUCGAACCUACGACCUUGCGGACGUUAGAAAUGAGUUAUGCCAGCUGAGCUAUGCCGCCCCUUUUAUAGUCUUUUUUAUACCUUUAAAAUUUUUUUUCCAAGUGUUUUGAAUAAGAAUUCAGUUUAGAAAAAAUGAAGAUUCGCUGAAUUUUCUCCGGAAAAUCUGACCUUUUUUCGUAAUAAUUUUUCUCAGGCGUCAUAACUUUCAUCAUAGUUCAAAAGAACUUGUUGAAAAAAAUCCAUUUUUUUCUUUUUUUAUUUUUUUUUGUAAAUAACCAAUUCCGCAUACAUCUUUUUUUACAGAUUUGAUGUCAAAACUCCACUUUUUCGCUUCUGUUUUUUUGCCGUUUUAACGUCGGUACAGGCCCAAACGCCCAAGUUCAACUGCGAGUCGGAACUGUGCGAAAUUUCCAAGAAUUGGACUCGACAAGGUGGCUUCUAACAUUUCUUGUGAUGACUUUGAAAAAAAAAAUUAAAAAUUCAACAUUUAUUACUAGUCUUUUGAUCUUUAAAAUGCUAAAUAAAAUUUCCUGGCGCGAUAAGCGAGAUAGCGUGUAAAAACGAGAGAUUUUUACAGUAAGCCAUGCCAAUUUUUUUUUAAAAAAUCACUUAUAACCAACCUGAUCAUAAGAGUAACUUCAAAAAACACGCUCUAACCAGUUUUUCGAGCUUCUCCCAACAACAAUAUUGUCUCUUUAUUUGAACGGACACUUUUCAAAGAUCUCUGUUGUAUAUUUUCGUGUGUUCCCACCGCUUUUCUUGUCUCCUUGUUUAAAAGUUUCUAUUUUCACACAGUAUUUGCCGAGUUAAAUAAGUCUUUUCUUGAGGUGUUAAAAAAAACAUAUUGCCGUCUGCGGAAGGAACAAGGCAAACAGUAGAGGUUUUCUGGAAAAGAAAGGAAAAUUAGGAAAUAAGAAGUGAGAGAUUGAUUUUUCUGUUUUUUUCUUUCUACAGGGGUUCUGAAAAAUUUCCAGAUUUUUUUUUGAACGUGGACCGAGAUAAUAGCCGCACUUAAGAACUCUAGAGUGGUCCCUAUGAAUACGAAAUUCAAGUGGGCCUUAUAGGGUUUUUGGGUCUGACUCCUCAACCUCUAAAGCUCAAGGGGUCCCUAUAGUGAUUGGGGAAAAAGGACCCCUAUAGGGGCGAAAACUGUUGCCUAUAGGGGUAAAACUCAGGUGGCCCUAAAAGUCUCUACAGAAAACAGGAAAGUGUUCCCUAGAAGGGACCCUCAAGGAGGCCCACCAGAUCCCAUAAGGUUGCCCCUAUAUGGACCACUCUGGAGCUCCUAAGCACGGCGUAUCGCAUAGAGGCAAAAUUAGAAAAUGUGUUCUAUAAAGAUACUUCUGAGCGAUUUCUUCAGAGUAGCCACUUAAGGAGAAAAGAAUAUGAUUCCUCAAUCAAUCGAUUGAAAUCUCGACUUACGAUUAUAUUGCAAAUUAAAUGGUCUAGGACCCAUUUGCUCAAAAUAAAAAUUUUAUGUUGAGCAUAAUAAAAGAGAACUCUCUUUUCUCAAAAUUAGUGUUGCUCUAGAAAAUUCUCAUCUGCCAACUUUGAUCUCCAAUUUCUGCUCUUCUGCUCCAUUGAGCACCCAAAAAAAAAAAUCUCUUUUGACGGUUCAUUCCUGUUUUGCCGAGGUACAGACUGAACCGAAGCAAAUAUUUGAAUCCCAACUUUUUGUUUACAACUUGUUCAGGACAUUGUGUACAAACAUUUACCUUUUUUAAAAGUCAAGAAAGUAAAAUCUCACCUAUUACUAAUGAUUAUAACUUGAGAAUGUGCUAUUACUUAUGAUUAUGAAUUGAGAAUGUGCUAUAGCCGAUUCACGGCUGGCUUGAGCCAUCGAAAAAAGGGUCCUGACACGAUAAUGCAAGAGAUAGUACCUGGCUUGUGGAGAGCCCAGACAGGACACUCCCUCUUAGCGUCACAAGCUAGCCGUGAAUCGGCUAUACAGUCAUUUUUUCCCGAUUUUAAGUGCAAUUUGGGCAGAUUGUCAAGGGUGAAGCGUUGCGUGUGCGACGCGGCUUUUGGCGGGAACUUUCAAUAGCGUUCAUGGAAAAAUGCAGAAAAAAAAUCAAACUUUUUAUUGUUUUUAUACUUUCAUACGUUCAAUUGAAUCUUUCAAAUCUUAUAAAAUAUUAAACUUUAUUGGAAAAUAGUCGAAAAAAGGAAAAAGGGACUCGAAUUCCCCGGCAAAAAGCCGCGUCGCGUACGCAACGCGUCACCAUUGCUAAUCUACCCAUCUCACUUUUCAAGUCCAAAAAGAAUGAUUAAAAAAAAGUCGAAAAAUUAUUAAAACCGAGAAAAAACUUAUCAGAGUCCUGUGAAUACGUAAAAUGCAACAGUGGAGCCUGCGAAGGCGGCGGCUACCUUCUAUGGUCACGUUACGUGAAAUGCUCAAUUUCCACUCCAGUCCGGGUACGUUUAAAAAUAGUACGCUAUAGUUCAAGUUUAAAGAAACGAGGGAAAAAAGCGCAAUUUCUCACGGCUCAGUUAUGUGUUGUUGGAGUCCGCGGAACGUCAAAAGCCGCAAAAUUUAUGGGUCCAUGGCUAUUAGCCUGUGAGGGUGGAAGCAAUAAAAUAAAAAUUGAGGAGCAUGAGGAAGGCUGGAGCUUCAAUUUUUUUGGAAAAGUGACUGGCUAUUCGAAAUCAAAAAAUAGCUCUAUCAACAACACAAAAAAAUCAAAAAAAGGAAAAAAAAAUCGUAAAAAAUUCUUCCCGAUCUCACGAUUCAUAAUGCUUGCUGUAUAUUAAAAAUAAAAUAAAACCAUUUUUUUUCGAUUUCUGUUCAAUUACAGGUGAUUCUGAUAAUACUAGCCGUUUUCUGGAUGUUAAUACUGUUCUUGACGAUAAGUUUCGUGGCCGACGAUUUUUUCUCGCCUGCCGUUGACGGAAUCGUCAGCCAUCUUCGCAUUAGUGACACAGUCGCUGUGGGUUUGAAAUUCAUUUUUGGAACUAGUGGGAAAAUUUUUAGUGGCCCUUAGAGGGUUCUGACGUUUCGCCACUAUAGUGGUCAAAUUAGUGGCCACUUAAGGUAUUAAAAAUUAGUGGCGACUAUAGAGGUCCAAGUGUUACUAUGAACGAGAUACUGAAUGAAAAACUACUGAAGUGGCCACUAAAACGGAAAAUAGUGGCUACUCUAGAGGUGGGUUUCGUGUCCUCUCCAAGUCUCUAUAGGGGCCACAAAAAUUUUCCCAGUAUGCCAGAAAAAGAAAGGAAGCCUUCUACAUUCCGAAAGUUGCUCAACAAUAUUUCCAGGGAGUAACGUUAAUGGCGUUCGGCAACGGCGCUCCAGACGUUUUCGGGUCGAUCGCCUCAGUUCUAAACAGCCCACAGCCAAAAGCCGAUUUGGCCUUGGGGCAACUUUUCGGUAAACUAUUCAGCUUUCCAUAUUCGAUUUUCUUUGCAGGCGGUGGCCUCUGUAUUAUAUCCAUUGUGCUAGCUUCAAUAAUAAUUACCAAGCCGUUUAAAUCAGCGGUAAGUUAAUCGAUAAUUUGGAUUUUUAAAAUAUUCUUGAUAUUGUUAAGCAAUCAAUCUGUGAGUAAGGUCCAAAGCUCUCAGAAAAAAUUACCAAACCAAGUAAAUAUGCAAUCAAUUCAAACUUAAAUUCAAUUCCAAGGUAUUCGGCCCGAUCCGGGACGUUCUAUUCUACCUUAUCGCCCUCGGAUUUUCACUCUUUUGCUUUCUUUACACCGACAGAAUGCCUCUUUGGAUGCCUCUUGGUGACUUCCUUCUAGAGUAAAAGGAAAAAUGAAAAGUUCAGGUUUCCUUGUAAUCUAUUUUCUGUACGUUCUGACUGUUAUCGUGCUCCAAGUGCUCAUUAUCAAUCGAUACAAGAGGAAAAAAGCUCGGAAGGCAUUGAAAACGGCCAGCGACACAGUGGUUGCAAUUGCCAUUGAUCAGAGUAUUUUUUGA
Molecule: messenger RNA, 4722 nt
Organism: Caenorhabditis auriculariae
Lineage: Eukaryota; Metazoa; Nematoda; Chromadorea; Rhabditida; Rhabditidae
Source: the annotation of a GenBank genome assembly